AGCACUUCCUACAUCACCGUACAACUCAAGAGUUUAGCCCUCCUCAUCUCGCGUCAGCCGUUUCCCGACGCGUGUAGUGUUUACAGUGAGUUUACCCCGCGCUGCUCGCAUCAUCACUAAAUGACGCACCGGACCGCUGCAGCAAAGUGCGCUUUACAUCCAAUUUACGGCUUCACGCGCGUUUAACCCAGAUGGAAAGGCAUCAUCUAAGGAGUUCAAAGUGAUAUUACAGCGGUGAUUUUAUUUUUAUUUUUUCGGAAAAUGAGUGGAGGGGAAAUCAUCUGUCAAGGGUGGCUGAGAAAGUCACCACCUGAGAAAAAACUGCGGAGAUAUGCAUGGAAGAAGCGCUGGUUUAUCCUGCGCAGCGGGCGCAUGAGUGGUGAUCCGGAUGUGCUGGAAUACUACAAGAGUGAUCAUGCUAAAAAGCCCAUUCGCCUCAUAGACCUGCACUGCUGCGAGCAAGUAGAUGCAGGCCUCACCUUUAAACGCAAAGAGUUUCAGGACAGCUUUGUGUUUGACAUCAAGACAGCUGAGAGAACGUUCUACCUGGUGGCAGAGACAGAAGAGGAGAUGAACCGCUGGGUGCGUUCAAUCUGCCAGCUAUGUGGAUUCAACCAGUCAGAGGACAGUCACCCAGAUGAGAGAUCUUCCACUUCCCACAUUUCCCGUUCCUUGGCUAAUGAUCUGGGCAGCUCUCUGGCUCCUCUGAUUGGUGAACGUAAAACAUCUGUCCCCGCACAUUCCAGUCAGCCAAUGCUGUUCACGUUCGACAUUCCUGUACGCCACUCCCACGGUCCUUUGUCUAACAGUGCUCCUCAGGACUACCUCCUCCUCCAUCAGUGCAUGAGCCGCAAGAGGGAGAGCACACGGAGUGCCAGUUUCUCACAAGUCUCACGCAGCAGUCUUUGGGUGGGCAGUGACUCUGCGGUUCAAAGACUCACUCAUGGUUUCUCUCACUGUCUGAAUGGCAUGGGCGCCCAACUUCACGGUUUCUACAGCUUACCCAAACCCUGCAAGCAUCAACAGCCCCCCUUGCAGACAGAUUCUCGUGAUGCUUACUAUGUCCUACCCAGGGAUUACAGCUCAGAAGGGCCCUCAGAGCUUGAAUCAGAAGAUGUCUACACCUAUAAGACUCCCAGUAACACUUUAGCAGCCCCAUAUGCCAACGAACAGCGACCCCUUGAUAACUAUGACCAACCCAGCACUCCUGGCCCUGUGUACCAGAUCCCUCGCACAUUCGAUAAAAACCACAAUGCCUUGAUGCCAUCCAGUGCUGACUCCACGAAUGCACCCCCUCCUAGACCACCCAAACCCAGCCAAGGCUUGGAGACUCGGUGGGGCAGCCCACUGUCCAUGGGGACUCAAAAUGGCGAGGUAGCCACAGUUUCUGUCAUUCCCAGGAGGAACACAUUGCCAGCGGUGGAGAACAUCAAGCUUCACAGAGGAUCCUCUUUUGAGACCAGCAGUCACCAGCGGCCAGUUUAUUUCAAUAACUCUGGUCAGUCAGUGGAGUCUGUCAAUGAUGGUUUCAGCUCUUAUCUGAGAACUAAAGCCACAUUGACCCGCUCUGACAGUGCCGGCUCUGAGGAUAACUAUAUGCCCAUGAAUCCUGGCUCAUCCUCAUCCCUUCUCAGUGCUGCCCUCGCUGACAGUCCCAAAAAUAAUUACAUUCCCAUGAGCCCAGGCCCUCACCAUUUUGAUUUCCCAGGAUUUUCAGCAACGUUGCCCACCAGGAAGGCCAGUACAGCUUCAUUAUGUCUCCGGCCUGGCCGACUAAGUGAUGUCACACCUCCACCAAUCAAUCGCAACCUUAAACCCAACAGGACAGCAAAACCAACACCUCUUGACUUGAGGAACAAUGGCAUCAUUGAUGAACUUCCCUUCAAGAGCCCCAUCACCAUGUCUUGGACCAGACCAAUGCCCAUGAAUUCCAUCUCAUCACAGCACUGUCGGCCCAUCUCCACACAGAGCAUCACCAGCACUGAUUCUGCAGACAGUGAGGAGAACUAUGUGGCAAUGCAAAACCCAGCAUCUACCUCCCCAGCAAUGAGUGGUACCAACAGUCCUGCACCCAGGAAUUGUGGUAAUGUGGACUAUUUGGCUCUGGACUUUCAGCCUGGCUCACCUGGUCCACACAGAAAGCCAUCAACUUCUUCAGUGACCUCGGAUGAAAAAGUGGACUACGUCCAAGUGGAUAAAGAGAAGACACAGGCCCUUCAGAACACCAUGCAGGAAUGGACAGAUGUGCGACAGUCAACCGAGCCAUUGAAAGGCAUCAAGUCUUGAUGUUCAAAUGGUCAUACACUGGCAAAGAGUGGGAACACUGAAUAUGUUCCUUCACGUCACCCAAAAUGCUCUCAUACUGUAACACUGUUAUUUGGAGAAUAUUUGGAUCCAAACUGAUGUACCUGGGACAAAAUUGCGAUGAAAUGGACAAAAGCCAUAUAUCCCAUUUAUUUAGAAUUUGGAGGACAAAACCCCCACUGAACUUCCAGGACUGUCAUGCAAGGCAUGUUAAACCUCUUAAACUUUUUAAAAGUCCUAUGCAACCUCACUUUGGCUACUUGCUCUGUAUGAUUGUGAGCCGAGAACCAUAUGUGGUCAGUGUGAAAUGGUGUAGUUGCAUUCUUUUGGUUUAAGUGAAAAUGGAGUCACUUUAGUUAUCUAUGACCUGUUGACAUUCGUAUUUAGAGCAGUCUCUUGGAAACUGGGCAGAACAGCAAACAAGUCUGCACGUUUAGUCGCUUUGGAUAUUAGACAUUAGAAAAUAGACCUAACAGAUGUUCGUCGCUCAUUCCCUGUUAUAUUGACACCAGAUAUGCAUUUCAAAGUAUCCAGUGGGCAAUCCCUUACUUUGCAUGCAGUCUGAAUGGGCAUAAUAUGACUAAAUGGAAUCAGUUGGAGUUGUCUAUAUAACACAUCUCCCUGAAACACAAAGCUUUCCUGGCUGUCACUACAAAAUAGGCUAGAGCAAACAGACAACAAAACACACAUAUGCAAAACCCAAGAAAUAUGCUAGUCAUAUUAUAUUGUAUAGCAACACAUCCGAUUUGUUGAAAUAUCUCAAGCCAAUGUGUUUUUAUUAUCUGACAGAAGAGGGAUGUAUGGACAGUUUAUUUUGAAAUCACUUACAAUUAUUAGAUGUAUUAUUGUUACUGUUUGCUCUCAUUGCGGUUUUAUUUCAGGCGAUAGAGCAAAUGGCUUUCUAAUAUAAAGAUUUUCACAUUUACUAAUGGUAAGAGAGGUUAAAAUAAACCUCAUGUCCUUUCAGUCAGUCAAUUGGCUCCAGCAAAAUGGCUGGGUAAUGCAAGCAGCUGUGGCUAUAAAUCAUAGCAGCCAUGCUUAUCUAUGUCUAUGGAUAUUAGUGGAAGGUCAAGACACUUAGAGGGUGCAUGUUUAAGAUGGCACCUUAAACAGUACAGAAUAAUCAAUGAUCAGUCAGGAUUGUUUCAACAGAUUUGCAUAUAGUAGGGAUUUGAAAUUCAUUUCAGGUGAUGUGUUUUUUCAAUGUUAAAAUAAGUUUAAAAUUUAAAGGUGCUGUAAGCGAUUUUUUUGUGGAAAAGUAUGCAAAGAAAUUGUCAUACUCCUUUAAAGAUAAGAAUGAAAUAAGUGUCCUAAGAUAUCUCACAGGUCUCUGUGUCAGCUGUAGACUUUGUAAACAUCAAACAAAUAUGUGUCCGCAUACCAAGCAUAUUGGCACUUUUCACCUGUCAAUAAUUUUGCUCGUUCUCAUAGUGUUGUAUUUGAAGCGGAUCUAUGAGGCUAUGAUUCAUAAUGUUUGUCAGUUGAGGGUGCUGUUGUGCCACUGUUGAAUUCGAAAGCCACAGGAACAAACAAUUCUGCUCUUUUGCUCGGUUUUGGUCUCAAAAUAAUUUUUGGAGGACGGGGUUUAGGACUGAGGGGGCAUGGCUAAUCCAACGGCUCAGUCACACGAAAUCUUCAGAAUGCUAAAAUCGCUUACAGCACCUUAAAUGUGCAGAGAAAUCUUAAGUAAGCCAUUUGUAGGUUGACUUGCCUAAAGAGUGUAAGCACACUGGCUCUCUGGUGGUUUAAACAAUGCUAUUUGUUGAAGCAGUUUGAAAACUAGUGGCUCAACCAAUGGCGUAAGUCUGGGGUGGGACUAUCUGUUUGACUGAACAAAUUAGCCAAGGAUGGAAGACUAUAACCAGGUUGGCAAAAAUAUGGCAACAGAGCCAAUUAUUUAGAAAUUAGCUUGAUGGCAUUUAUUUUCUCGAAAGACUAAAAUGUGUGACAAUACUAAAAUAACAUUAUUAUUAAAGGUUAAGCAUACCAUACACAUGUAAUUGUAUUUAAAUAAUAUGUGCUCGCUUGGGUUUAGGGACAAGCCAAAGCCAUCAAGAAUUAUCCUUUAUAAAUUUCCAAUAAUUCGAGAAAGACUGUGGAGAAUGUGCUAUUUCAUUCAGUAUUUUAUGGUGGGCUGGGACCUUCAAAUUCACGAUUUCACAUCAUUUUCACAUCAUUUUUUACUUUUAAUAAUUUCAUAUUCCUAAACCAUUUUGUAUUUAGUGUAAAAAUUAGUUAUGAGAUUGUGGGAGAUCUAUACUCAUAAACCUAAAUAAACCCUACAUAAAUUGUCUGUAAGGCCAAAACAUACAGUACUUCUAGCAUUGCAAGUUUGAUUUUGGGCGUUGUUGCAUUCCAAAAUGUGCCAGACCACAAUUCAUAACACAACACAAGUAUGCAUUGAAUUCUCAACAUUACUACAAAGGACGCUGUAUUGAGAUUAGUGGGAAGCCCUGGUUACACAACUCUUCGCUCAAUUCACUACCAUUCAACCACAUCCGAACUCGAGAAACGCAAGCCCAUGUGAAGAAAUAUCACGUUUCACAGCAGACAAUAGUUCAAGUUUGGUAAAUUCUGCAAAACUGUAUGACGAGAGGACAUACAGUUUUGUAUUGUUGUCGAAUCGUUACUCUCUGACAUCUUGGCCCAACACAAAGAAUACAUAUUUCAAAACUGCAUGUUUUAUUGUUGCAGGAAAUUGAGUAGACACGAUAUUUUAACAUUUUGAAUGUAAUAUUAUUUGUUAUUUGUGAUGUAUUAUUUACUAAAACAAGAAGCCCUCCCACAUAACAUCGUAUCCUGAUCCGUUGUAUUGUCCAAAAAAUGUGGAUGCUCAAAGCCUAUUGUGACCACCUAUUGAUCUGUCUGUUUUAACUGUGAGUUUUCUCUACUUCUGUCAUGGCUCUGCAAAAGUUUGAAGAGAAUAUUGCUCUUCAAGUUAGUCAAAGUCAAUAUAUUUAUAGCAAUUUACCAGAAUAUAACAUAUCCAGAUUAAUGGCACAGGUGUUUGAUGAUUGCUCUAUUGCCCCCUAGAGGACUGAGGUUUGUUCCUACCACGGUAAGUGCAAGAACACGCUUUAAUCAUGUUCAGACUGCAAGUAUGUUUCGGCCUUUAGAUUUAGAUCAGUUCAUGUUCAGUGGUUUAUUAAAAAUGUCCAUUACAAGACUGCCAUUAUGUUACUAAACUUUUUGGAACAAAAAUUCUGUGAUGACUUCACACUGGCAUUGGCCUCACCAGUUCUUUACCAUGUUUAUAUGAACUGUUGAGUGUCUGAAAUUAGUUUCUUUGUGUCUUUUUUACAAAAUAUGUAAUGUUAUGGGAGAGUUCUAGUAAGUGAAUAUAAUUCUUGUGUGUGAGCUGUAGUUGACUUUUUUGUUAGGGGGACUUGUCAGAUCAGGACAGGAGAGAAAGAACUACUUUGACAAAAUGUAAAAAGAAAUAUUGAGUUUACUUAUCUGUAAAGCAUUUCUGUUAAACUUUUUGUCGCUUGUGAAUUAAUUUAUUAAUUUAUUGUGUUUUGCAGGUAGACAAAAGAUGUAAAAAGAAUGAAUUUGUGGCUCUACUAACAUUAAUUUAUGCUAUUUGUCCUGAUUUUGUGAAGCAAAUUUGCCAAGCAAAGCCAGUAAAAUCUUCAAAUGCUGUUGAUUUGAUAUGUUUUUGUUGGUGUUGGUGUUAUUGUUGUUGUGUAAUGACAUUGUAAUUAAAAC
Messenger RNA from Xyrauchen texanus (razorback sucker), 6012 nucleotides. Its product is annotated as GRB2-associated-binding protein 2-like. NCBI's taxonomy places the organism in Eukaryota, Metazoa, Chordata, Actinopteri, Cypriniformes, Catostomidae. The transcript has 10 exons. Bases 262 to 2286 code for a protein of 674 amino acids. The record is from RefSeq and is a predicted model, not a curated record.